Messenger RNA from Gryllus bimaculatus (two-spotted cricket), 684 nucleotides. The record is from the annotation of a GenBank genome assembly. NCBI's taxonomy places the organism in Eukaryota, Metazoa, Arthropoda, Insecta, Orthoptera, Gryllidae.
AUGACUGUAUAUAGAACGGCCUCUGAUUCUGUGUCGCAGGUGUGCGUGUUCCUGUGGGGCGGUGCGCGCACGCAGAUGGCGCUGCUGUACAAUCCGCACCGGCGCCUGGAGCUGUGGCGCUUCUUCAGCUACAUGCUGCUGCACGCCGACCCACUGCACCUGGCGCUCAACGUGGCCAUCCAGCUGGUGCUGGCCACGCCGCUCGAGUACGAGCAGGGCCACUUGCGGACGGGGCUCGUGUACCUGGGUGGCGGCAUCGCGGGGUCGUUAGGGACAUCGAUGAUGGAACCUGAACUGUACAUCGUAGGCGCUUCGGCGGGAGUCUACGCGCUGCUCAUCUCACAGCUGUCCAACAUCUUGCUCAACUUCGGCACCAUCCGGUACAAGGUGUACCGCACCGUGGCGGUGGUGGUGCUGGCGCUGACGGACAUCGCCUUCUCGCUGCACCACCACUACACCUUCGGCAACGAGUGCCCGCGCGUGGGGCUGGCGGCGCACUGCAGCGGCGCCGUGGCGGGCUUCGUGCUGGGGCUGGUGCUCUUCCGCGGGGAGGCGGCCAAGCCCGAGAACGCGGCGUGGAUGCGCGCGUGCCGCUGGGCGGCGGCCGCGCUGCUCAGCGCGGGGCUCACCGCCGCCGUCGUGUGCAACGUGCUGCUGCCGCCCGCGCCCCCGCGCACCACGUGA